AUGGCUUCCUCCCGGUUCAAGAGCCUCAGAGGCAUCCGAGACUACGACAUCAAAGGCUCUUUAAGAAGAGCGCUUACCAUUAGUACCAAAGAAAACCCCCCAACCGAGAACGACAUGAAGGAAGCCGAGACAGACGUCAAGGAAGCCCGCCUGGUUGCUCGCAAACACCUGCUGGCCCUCUUCGACAAACACAAACAAAGACACGCCAUCGCACUCGACCCAACUGAUGAGAGCAGCGGAAUAACCCUCGAAGUCCUCGACCUGUCGGAACCCCUCCCCACAUCCGCAGCGCACGCCAUGGUGUUUUUCGAGCCGUUGAAACAAGAGUUCAUGCGCGCCCACCCUGUUGACCCUUCGGAACCAUUUACCCAGGAAGAUUAUGAGAGUGAGCAGGCAACAUUCAAAAGGAUCGCAGCCGAUCUCAACCGGACCGACAUUGCCGAGCUUUUCUGUCCUGACUUUUACGCUGCCUUUGACGUGUACAAGCGCGCUGGGCUUGAGGGGUCUAUCGCUGACCACCACAAUUGGAUUGAAUGGUAUAUGCGAACUUCCGCCUCUGAUAUCAACAACCACUUCCUCCGCGACGAAUUCUGGGUAUCCAGUGUCAACCCGCUGAAACCGGCAUCGAUGGAAAUCGGCAACGCAUGGCACCAAGGUGACGCUAAUUUGCCGCACGCGGUCUUUACGAUGUCACAUUCUGGAGAGCCGACGGCCAUGCUCUUGCGUACCGAGAUCUUAACCAUCAUUGGGGUCAUGCUUUCCCGUCUCAUAAGCAAUCGCCUGCGCGCCUACACUACUAUUCCAAUCAUUGCUGUGUCUUGCUUCAACCGGUACCAAGCGCGCAUUCUUUAUGCCUACAUGUCUGACAAGGGCCUCGUGAUAGCCAAGAGUCUCCUGCAGGACUUUAGCACGCAGCAAAAACGUGACUUGAACUUUCCAAUCUUCCUUUCCUGGAUGGGGAGUAUUCCAGUGGGCGACACAAAGGGGUUGCAAUUUGGCCUCGAUAAUAAGGAGAACGUGCCCCUUCCCAUCCGCCAACGGCAGUCCAUCUUGACAACGAGCUGGUCAUCUGCAAAGUCUGAGGCCUUUCAACCCCCGUAUGAAGCUGAGGGUCGACAGUCUGGAUCCUUCAUCCCGCUACCUCCAUUUGAAGACCUCGAGUCCCGUUUAUUUCCGCCUGGUGAACCUAUCCUUGGCCCAAAGCAAACGACUAGCCCAUAUGACUCAGGUUAUGGAUCUAAGAGUGGGAGUAGCAGCAGCAGUGGAAGAGGCAGCGGACGUCGUAGGGGGACAAGUGGCAGCGGCAGCGGCAGCAGCAGUGGCAGCAGCGGACGUCGUAGGGGAGCAAGUUGGAGCGGCAGCGAGGGUGCGAAUGCAGAUGAGCAGCAAGGCCAGGCAGCGCAGGAACCAGAACUAGAGACCGUUGGGGAGGAUCCGCGAGAACAGGCGGCAUAA
Aspergillus mulundensis is the source of this 1455-nucleotide messenger RNA. RefSeq lists its product as uncharacterized. The transcript has 3 exons. The record is from RefSeq and is a predicted model, not a curated record. Bases 1 to 1455 code for a protein of 484 amino acids. Lineage: Eukaryota; Fungi; Ascomycota; Eurotiomycetes; Eurotiales; Aspergillaceae.